GUACUUUGCUCCCUGCCAAUCGUGUAAGGAGGAAUAAGUUGCGCUUUGAAUUUUAACAAGUGUAGGACAAAUCAAGGAGUAGGUUGGUUAGAGGUGUGGUCGCUGACAACGCCCACGGAUGUGUCAACGUGACCCUAAAGUUUCUAUUUUGGGCUGAUUGAGAAUACACAAUAGUACGCGGUGGUCUUUGCGUCAGGCGGCGCGCUCGCUCACUCUGCGCAUUUCUGGACAGGUUCAGUCGUGAGCGCGGAAACGGAACAUCAAGAGUCUCAGCGAGGAAGCAAACUGAUUCUUCAGAUUAUCAUCACUCCUUGAGACCUACACGAGCACAUUCGCAUCAGAUUCUCACUCUUCGACAUCCAGUUAGGAGCACAAACGUUUACUGUCCACACUUAUAUCAAGCCAAAGGGGCAGUUUUUGUUUCCUCCAUUCUGCCCUGCUCUCCUUUCACACCCUUAAUUGUCAGGAUCACCACAACACGGCACAACCAUGCCCAAGAGCAGUAAAGUGACUCAGCGUGAGCACAGUAAUGAGCAUGUCACGGAGUCUGUGGCUGACCUCCUGGCACUGGAGGCUCCCAUGGACUACAAGAGCAGUCAGAUGAGCAUGAACAUGGCAGGAGGUGGCCCUCCACCCAUAGGCAAACCAGACAUCUCCCCUGACCUAGAAGACGGACGCCCUGCUUGGAACAGUAAGCUACAGUACAUCCUGGCCCAGGUGGGCUUCUCAGUGGGACUGGGUAACGUGUGGCGUUUCCCUUAUCUUUGCCAGAAGAAUGGAGGAGGUGCCUACCUUGUUCCAUACUUCAUCCUUCUUAUCCUUAUUGGCAUCCCACUCUUCUUCUUGGAGCUGGCGGUUGGCCAGAGGAUCCGUCGAGGGAGCAUAGGAGUCUGGAAUUAUGUUUGUCCACGACUCGGUGGCAUUGGAGUGUCCAGCCUGAUGGUGUGUGGUUUUGUGGGUCUGUACUAUAAUGUGAUUAUCGGCUGGAGCAUCUUCUACUUUUUUCAGUCGUUUCAGUAUCCUUUGCCCUGGAGCGAGUGCCCCAUCAGGAGGAACGGCAGCCAAGCCAUUGUGGAGCCUGAGUGUGAGAAGAGCUCAGCAACCACGUACUUCUGGUACCGCGAGACCCUGAACAUCACCAGCACAAUCGCAGACAGCGGGGGUCUGAACUGGAGGAUGACUCUGUCGCUUCUGGCUGCCUGGAUAAUUGUCUGCCUGGCUGUAAUAAAAGGCAUUCAGUCUUCUGGGAAGGUGAUGUACUUCAGCUCUCUAUUUCCAUACGUGGUGCUCUUUUGCUUCCUGGUGAGAGGGAUGUUUCUUAAAGGAGCUGUUGACGGCAUUGCUCACAUGUUCACACCAAAGCUGGAGAUCAUGUUGGAGCCGCAGGUGUGGCGUGAAGCUGCCACUCAAGUCUUCUUUGCUCUUGGUCUGGGUUUCGGUGGAGUCAUCGCGUUUUCCAGCUACAAUAAGAGAGACAACAACUGCCAUUUUGAUGCCGUGCUGGUCUCCGUCAUCAACUUCGUGACCUCUAUACUGGCCACACUCGUGGUGUUUGCUGUGCUGGGUUUCAAAGCCAACGUCAUGAACGAGAAAUGUGUGGUGGAGAAUGCCGAGAAGAUUCUGGGCUACUUGAACUCAAAUGUGCUGAGUCAGGAUCUCAUCCCCCCUCAUGUGAACUUCUCCCACCUCACCACGUCAGACUAUGGCGAGAUGUACGGCAUAAUAAAGAUUGUGAAAGAGGACAGUUUUGCGCAGCUGGGGCUGCAGCCGUGUCUGUUGGAGGAUGAGCUCAAUAAGGCUGUUCAAGGCACCGGUCUGGCUUUUAUUGCCUUCACUGAGGCCAUGACCCAUUUUCCUGCUUCUCCCUUCUGGUCUGUGAUGUUUUUCUUCAUGCUGAUAAACCUGGGCCUGGGUAGCAUGAUUGGCACCAUGACUGGCAUCACCACACCCAUUCUGGAUACUUUCAAAAUUCGGAAAGAGAUCCUCACAGUGGGCUGCUGUAUUGUGGCUUUUUUUUGCGGCUUGCUGUUUGUCCAGCGUUCAGGGAACUACUUCGUUACCAUGUUUGAUGACUAUUCUGCUGGUCUGCCCCUCACCCUUGUGGUGAUCCUGGAGAAUAUAUCUGUAGCUUGGAUCUAUGGUACCAAGAGGUUCAUGCAGGAUCUGGAAGACAUGCUGGGUUUCAGACCAUACUCGGUUUACUUCUACCUGUGGAAGUAUGUGUCUCCGGUGUGUCUGCUCGUACUGAUUUCUGCCAGUGUGGUAGAUAUGGCCAUCAGCCCUCCGGGAUACAAUGCUUGGGUGCAAGACCUGGCCACGGAGAGGUUUCAGAGUUAUCCUACCUGGGCACUAGUCAUGUGUUUUGCUCUGAUCAUUGUGGCCAUGCUUCCUCUUCCGUUGGUCUUUAUUGCCCGUCACUUCAACUGGCUCCCAGACGGCUCCAACAAGCUGUCCGUCUCCUACCGCAAGAGCCUGGCAAAGGAGGCUUCCACCCUGGAAGAUGAGACAAGGUUCAUCCUUGGGAAGAACCCCAGCGAAGCCCCUUCUCCCAUGCCCAGCCACAGGGCCUAUCUGGGCCCUGGCAGCACCUCUCCUGUGGAGCUCAUCACCAACUCUACCUCCAUCAGCGGAUAUGGCAGUGGUUACCAGACUAACCCCGCCCCUCCCAAAUCUGAGUCAUGAUCCUCCAACCCACCAACCAGAGACAAGACGGAAAGAGAAAGAAGAUGCUGAACAGAUGAGAAGGUCCUAGCGUUGGUCACACCUUAACCUAAGCCAUCCAAAGGAGCAGGACCACAAGAAAACAGACAGAAAGAAAGAUCCUUCCUAGACACGUUCCCCAUGGCCCAAUUAUUCAUGCAGACUACAGAUGUUGGUCUGAAGGUGAAAGAGAGCCUGAAGCUUUCAGAUCAAAAUGUAAGAUGGCUUAUUUGUUGAGUUGGUAAGUUUUUUUUUUUGCAUACAUGUAAAUAUGUCCACUCUAAGAAGGUUGAAGCAUUCAAGCUUCAGGUCUGGUCUCUGUGACCGGUUUGGGGUCAUAGGGAUGGUGAGAGCUGAGCUGAUAGUUGUCGCUCAGGUUAAGGUGUUACCAAUGCUGUUAAAAUCUAGACAUCUUACAAAAUGUGCAAGAAAUUUCAUUUAAACUCCUCUUUAGAGCUCAUAAAGGGACACGACUCAGAGGGGCUCCGAGAAACUAAAGCUUUCACUUCUUAUAAUGAGCCCUCUACUGGAUAUUAUGUAAGUGUCACUGUUAAAUACAGACCACCUGAGAGUAGAGUGAAUUGAUAGCUUGAUUUCUGUUACUUCAACAGUACAUCAACAGUCAUGUCCACAUCUCAGCACAAGAGGGCGACAUAUGUAUUCAUACACAACGCACAUAUACAUGUAGUCUCAGUGCAGUCUCAAAUAUAUACAGUAUAAUUGUCAGGUUCAGGCUGUCUUUGCUACUGGAUUUAAGUUAAAUUUUUGGAAAGUUUUACCUAGAUGUUUUUAUUUUUUAUAAUCAAAACAAAUGUGACUGCCUAAUGAGAGGUGAUUUCCACACAGCACAAGAAAUGACAUUUUCAGGAUGCAACAAAGGGUGGCGUUUGAGCCAAGUUAACUCCACCAAGCACAAUAACUAGAUUUGAAUAAAUUACACAUUAUUUAAAUGGAAUAAAUAUUUUGUAAUUUUCAUUUCAGAAGUGGCAAUAAUAAUAAUGAAAGAGUGGCAUUUCCUGCCGUUGUGAGGCUUGCAUUAAAGCCCAGUUCUAAAGCGGUGGAGAAAUCUGCAUUUGCUGUUAUUAACUUCUGUUUUCAUACUUUAACUAUUUUAGGCCCAUAUAAUUAUUUAAAGUUAUAUUUAUAAUGAAUACAGUGAGCUAUAUAUUAUGAGGUCAUUUGUGUGUAUCUGAUAUUUUAAGACUUUUUUGGGGGAGGGAGAAACAUUUCAACAAAAUGCCACACAAAUGACCUCUUAAAUUACAAACACUGCGAAGAUUAUUAUUUUAUUAACAAAUAGUUAUAUAUAAACACACUAUCAGUCUAAAGUUUGUGGUUAGUACUAUUAAGAAGUGAAUUAUUUUAUUUAGGAAGGAUGCAUUAAAUAGAUCUAAAGUGUCAGUAAAUACAUUAAAAUAGAUUGCAAAAUGUAAUAUUUUACAGUAUUACAGUUUUUUUCUUGCAUUUGUCAAAUAAUGCAGCAUUGGUAAGCAUUGGAGACUUUCAAAAACAUAAAACAAAUUCUGACCCCAAACUUUUGAAUGAUAGCUUGUGUGAUAUUUUUGGAGUCUUCUUUCUUUUUUUCUCUCUAAAAAAUAUAGUACACAAAAACAGGCCAUACAUAUACAGUAUGUCUGAAAUAUGUUUUUAGAUUGCUGUAAAUCAACUUGAUGUGGAAAAGCAGUUGAGUGUCUUUAUAAGGUAACAUUUUGAGCUGGAAGAAGAGGACCAGUUUUCUUGAGGAACCAAAGUAUAGUAAUGUAGUAAAGUAAUGUGUAGUCCCUUUAUAUAGCCUAAUGUGAUUGAGAACUGCUGCCCUUAAAAUUCACUGCCUAAUAAUCUGUAAGCCUAAUCAUGCUCUCUGUUUUAGUUUGCUGUAUGUGUUCAUAAUAGAUACACUUGUUCUAAUGAAAGGGAUUCAUUUUCAGUAUUUAUUCCAGUAAGAAUAGAUUCUGGAAGCUGAAGAAGGCUGGAGAGUUGAGGGGAAAGUGUGAAAGCGAGUGGGACAGGAGUUGUUGGUCUUAUUAAAACCCUGAUGAGUACAGCAGCAAAGCUUUUGAUCAUCCAGCUGCUUGUAGCUUUUGAGUUUUUCAUAAAGGCUGCUGAGGUAAAAAUAGACACGGACUAGACUGGUUACCCAGGGGAACCUGUGUCAGAAACAGCACGGCUGCAUGUUAAUGAGUCCUCCUUGGGUGUGUGUGUGUGUGUGUGUUGAGGAGGGGUUUCAAGAUGUUCCUGUAAUGCCCUUGUUGUAUCCCUAGCAACCACUGCAUUUCACAGCAACAAUGGGGAAAUAAUUUAAAGGGACAGCUGACCUAAAAACGGUUCUUUCUGUCUGUCAUCAUUUACUCAUUGUUGCUCCAAACCCAUGUGACUCUCUUGCUUCUAUGGAGCAUAACAUAUUAAUUUACUUAAUAAUAUAUUGGUUGUUUUUUUCUAACCAAUGAAAGUGAGCAGGGAUUGGGACUGUCAAGCUUUAAAAAAGCUUCUUUAGCCAUAUUAUAGCUUUGUGAAAGAAAUGUAAGUAAUUAUUCACAACAACAGUUUUUGCCUCCAUUGUAGUGCGUCAUUCAAAUGUGUUGUUUUGGAGUUUGACAGCUCCAGUCCCCAUUCACUUCCAUUGUUCAUUUUGAUAUUUCCCUACAUUCUUUGAAACUUCUUUUGUGUUUCACAUUUCGAAACAGACACAUGGGUUUAAAACAAAAUGAGUAAGUCAAUGAUGAUUAAUGAGUUUUCAUUUUUGGAUGGGUUUUGCCUGAAUUAAGAUAGAUUGUGAACGCUAUUUACUGAAAGAAACUCAGAAAUAGCCUACAUGAAGCCCUCUAGACAAGAAUUGUGCCCUUAACAAGAUGAGUUGAUAUUUCGAUGAUAUCACAUUGAUUCAUAUAUCAGGACCGAUAGAUUAAAUUUUUACUUGCACAAUUUGUUUGUUGUAGUGUAGUUGUCCAGUGUAUGUGGUAAAAAUCAAUAACGUUAAUGUUGCUCCUGCAAUAGCACAAGAUUGUCCACAAGGUGUCGCUGUUUGCCGUUGAUUAGUGUGAUGAAGGCGUGUCUAUGUGCCCCGUCGAUGAGAACAGCUGUUGCCUCUCAUUAACGCUUAUACUCUAAUGGUUAGUGUUAAACAUAUAUUGUUUGUUUUGUUGUUGAUUACUUGUGGCAGUUUUGGGUUUGUGCACUUUACUUUCUCCUAGACAAGAGGCCCCAGAGCUGCAUCUCACAAGCACAAAACGACACUUGGAUUGUUUAAACUACACUGACAGAUGCAACUUCAGCUCGGGUAUUGGCAGUCAAGUGAAAUUUGAAUUUGUGACCCCUCACACUGAAAUAAAAAUAUUUUAAAAAUCUAGUCACAACAGCUCAUAUUCAAACUGAAAUCCCCCCAAAAUUGUUCCUAGUUUUUAUAACAACAAGUUACUAACAAAACCGACAUAGAAAAGAUCUGUCCAAUUAAAUCUCCUCCUUGGGCAGCUUGAAUAUUAUAUUGUACAACAGGGGGUCUAUGACCCCUAGAAGGUCCACAACAGAACAGCAGGCCAAUUAUAUAUUUUUGCAAAAAUAUGCAUUAAACAAAAAUGCAAUAUUAAGUUAACUUUAACCAAAGUCAAAGCUAAGAAACUAAAGUUCAGAUAAAUGAUCCAUUCUCCCACAUUACAUACAUUGUUAGCAUUUCAAAUCAAGAUUAAAAACAAACAAAUCUUUUAAUAGUUGAUACACAAAUGUAUUUAUGUCAAUUUAUAAAUAUUCUUAUUUAUUGUCAGAUAAUGCAUUAGCGAAUUUUAACCAAAACUAGGAUUAACAUUAAAUGAGGUAUUUAUGAUUUUAUGCAUCAUUUCACGUAAUUAAAUAAGGAUCCAUAUGUAUUUUAUUUUUUAUAUCAAGGUUACACUUUUUUAUGAGUCUUAGUUAAGAAUCAAAACUACAAAAAUAAAAAAAUGAACUGGCUCUAGCUGAUAUUCAUUGCUCUUUCAUAACCAUCUGCACUCCCAGACUGAGGUCAGUGAACCUUCUGACCUUCCUCUUUAUAUCUCAGAAACGGUCAGAUAUAUUACAUAGCCUAAGUCAAUGUUUUCCUAUGACAAUACCCCUGAACACAACAGUAUUUGAAAAGACAAUAUAAAUGAAUGAACAGAGCACAAAUAACCAAUCAAGGCACAAGCAUAAACAAAAGCAAACAUGCUUAAAAGUACACUUUUAUCAAAAGUACAAUUCAUUUUUUCUAAAUGUUUUAGGGACUCGAGUGCACCUUUAAAAGGCUGCAUUAGCACAAAGCCAAGCACAACAUUCAACACAUGAUCUGAACAUGCAUUACAGUGCAUUAUGUACACGCAUUAAAAUGCUUACUCUAACUUUUUUGGUUAGGAAGCAAUAAUCAUAUCACUCAUAUCAUUUAUACUCCGCAGAGAUGGUAAGCGUAUGCCUCUCUCUCUCUAUAUAAUGGUCACAGAUAGUGGUUACAGAUUACAGUUGUACAUCCUGCUGUGAUGACAUGCAGCAGGAAUUCAUUAAUACAUAAUCGCAAAUGCUCUCGGUUCAAAUGGCAUGUGUUCACUACAAUCUUUACAGAUAUUGAUCGGACUCAACUACUGAGAUUAAUCCAUUAAAUGUCUUAGACAAUCUGGUAUUACAUGGCACAUUCUUAUCUUUCUGAAGCACAGACACAACUGCACUUUUAUUUUGCCCUUUAUUUCGCAGCUCUGAGACCUCUUGAAACAAAACUAGCUCUAGCGUAAACGUUGAGCCAUAUUUAAGUUGACUACAACUGAAGAAAUGUACAAGCAUCUCUUUCUUUUCCAAGAGGUGCUGGAGGCCAUAAUGUUUGUGAGCAAAGUGCUAUACUGUAUAUUUAUGUACAUUGUGAUUCUGAAUAUUAUAUCUGUAAAUAUCGGUGUACAUUUUGUUAAACGAACGGUAAGAAAUCUAUGAAAGGCAAACAGGUGAAUUCUUGCAACACUGCUGUGUAUGAUAUUGUUGUACAGUUAAAGCGUAGAAUAUUUAACUAUUUUGUACAUUGUGUAAUAGUGUACUGUAUCUGUUGUGUAUGAGGGUAGUGUCUGUUGUAUCAAGUGUGUGUGUGUGUGUGUAAAAAAAACAAAGCUGUUUUAUUUUUGCUAUUUUGAUGUCGUGAGUCUCUUACCUCCCUUAAUUCACCUCCAGCUGUGAGUUUUGGUUCCUCUGUGAACAUGACUCGAUCAUUUGUGUGUUCACGCCGCAACGAUUGUUGGUUAGUGCACUGAACUGAAAUUCACUUUUACGCUUUUAAUGUAAAUGUUGUUUUAUUAUCUGAUGUGGACGUCAGCUUAUCAGCACCUUCUGUACUGUACGCUCCUCUGGCCUUAGUAUCCGCAGUUUUUUUUGUUUGCUGCUUCUAGAUUUCGUCAAAAUGUUCAAGCACUUUUUACGUUUAGUCCGACUAUAUUCAGCUCAAUCAUUAUUAGUAGUGUUAGAUUAUGUAAGGCACACCCAGCUGGGACAUUUCCGCACUUUGUGUCUCAAACAUAUAUGAGCACUAAAGAGGAAAGUCAAAAAUAGAGUACUUUGCACUCUGGAAGUGCGCCUGUAAUCAUUAGAAUUAUACUUGAUGUGAAUGUAAACAUAUUUUUAAUCCCCCAAAGUACUGUGAGUUUAGUAAGAAGGACACAGAUGAAAUGUGUACUAUUACCCUCCAGUCUACACUUGUGUACUGUGCUAGUCUUAGAUUUAUAAGCAAUAUUUCUGCAGGCAUUUCAUUUGGUUGGAUGUUGGUGGGAUGGUCUGUGAGGCCACAGGAAGUUACUGUUACUCUGAGAGUAGCGGCGUUGGAGGGCUUCACUGCUAAAGAAGAGCAAUGCUCUUAAAACUUCAGUCAAACCCUAUUCUGUUGGGUGAUUGCACAUUCAGAUCACUAGCCACAGUAUACUGUUAGCUAUACAAGGACUAUUUUAAUGUCUCAGUGUCAUUGAUAUUGUACAGUAUUUCCGAUUCACUUUGGAAAACGCUGAGUUAUGAAUAUUAAAUAUGGACCAUCGUAAAAACGAACAAUAAAAAGUUGGUUCUCACGCUGAAA
Molecule: messenger RNA, 8743 nt
Organism: Carassius gibelio (silver crucian carp)
Lineage: Eukaryota; Metazoa; Chordata; Actinopteri; Cypriniformes; Cyprinidae
Gene: slc6a17
Product: solute carrier family 6 member 17
Exons: 12
Coding region: 490-2682 (730 amino acids)
Biological process (GO): L-leucine transport; glycine transport; alanine transport
Cellular component (GO): synaptic vesicle; plasma membrane
Source: RefSeq, a predicted model, not a curated record